AUGCUAAUGAAAUUAUUAAAUCAUCGUUUGACAUCUCGAAUAGUUUUUGUUAGACUUUCAGUGACUAUUCCAUCUGAUUUUGAUUUGGGUAUUCAAAUGAAAUUGCUCAAUGAUAAGAAACAAUUUAAAAAAGCACUUGAAUUAUUUGAUACAUACAAGGAAAAAAAUAAUCAAACACUUUCUAGUUAUAUCAUUACUCAAGCUUUGAAAACAUCUGCUCAAAUUGGAGAUCUUCAACGUGGUUCAACUAUUCAUCGUCUUAUUCCGUCACGAAUAAAAGAUAAUUCUUACAUAUUAACAUCAUUAAUUCAUCUCUAUAUGCAAUGUGGUGAUGUGACUCGUGCUCAAUUAUUAUUCGAUUCAACAUCAAAGAAAAUCUUGCAAAUGUAUGGAGCAAUGAUGAAAGGUUAUAUUAAAAAUAAUAUGGCAAAUAAAGCGAUUGAUUUGUUCAAUGAAAUAAAGGAUCCGGAUGAAAUUGUUACAAAUCUCUUAUUCAAUGCCUGUGCUGAAUUGAAAACUAGUGAAGCAUUAAGUUUAACAAAAAAAGUGUCAUCACAAAUGCCAAAAUUGUUUUAUUCAAAUCUUCGUCUUUUAACUUCUCUAUUAGAUUCAUUAAUUAAAUGUGGUGAUGUAACACAUGCUCAAUCAUUAUUUGAUGCAUUAACAAAGAAAAUUUUACCAAUGUAUGGAGCAAUGAUGAAAGGUUAUAUUAAUAAUAAUAUGACAAAUAAAGCAAUUGAUUUGUUCAAUAAAAUUCAAAAUCCAAAUGAUGAAAUUAUCAUAAUACUUUUGUUUAAUGCUUGUGCUCAAUUAGGAACUAAUGAAGCAUUAAAUUUAACAAAAAAAGUAUCAUCACAAAUUCCAAAAUCAUUUCAUUCAAAUUUUCAUCUUUUAACUGCUCUAUUGGAUGCAUUGAUUCAAUGUGGAGAUUGUUUAAAUGCAGAAAUUCUUUUUUCAAAAAUGAAAAAAUCUGUAAUAGGUUAUGGAAAUUUAAUGAAUGGUUUUUUUAAAUCAAAUAAUCCUGCUAAAGUUUUAAGUUUAUUUAAUCAAAUGAAAAUUGAUAAUAUUGAACCAGAUUUAAUUAUUUAUUUUUAUAUAAUCAAAGCUUUAUCUCAAAUUGGUGAUUAUUCACUAGCUCAAUCAAUUGUUGAAAAAAUUCCAAAUUAUUUUCUUGUUAAUGAUAAAAUUCAAUAUGCAUUAGUCAAUAUGUGGGGCAAAAUUGGAUGUAUUGAUCGUGCAAUAGAAAUUUUUGAAAAAAUUCCUGAAUCAAAUCAAAUCGAAUAUGGAUCAAUGAUUAAUUCUUAUGGUUUAAAUGGAAUGGGUAUUCAAGCAGUUGAACUUUACUGUCAAAUGUCAUCAGAAUUUAUGAAUGAAUCAAAUUAUAUUUGUGUUCUAAAUGCAUGUUCACAUUCAUGA
Molecule: messenger RNA, 1416 nt
Organism: Rotaria sordida
Lineage: Eukaryota; Metazoa; Rotifera; Eurotatoria; Philodinida; Philodinidae
Source: the annotation of a GenBank genome assembly